AUGGCCACAGCGAUGGAACCAGCGGUGGAAGACCUCUCUUCGUGCACGGAUAGUGACGGCAGCGCGGCAAGGGCCCCCAAUGGCUUCUCGGGGGCCCCUACUAAGCCGAAGGGCAAGCGCAAAGGGGCCUCUCCCUUUAUGGUCCUAGGCCUGAGUGCCUCGGUAGCUGCAGCGGCGUCGAAGCACCUCGGCUUCAGACUCCCUACGCCCGUGCAGCGAGCAGCAAUCCCCUCCCUCCUGCAAGGCCGAAACGCUGUGGUGCUCUCACGGACGGGCAGCGGCAAGACAGCCGCUUAUUUGCUCCCCUUGGCAGAGAGGCUGCAGCAACACGCCACCGUCGUAGGCGCGAGGGCCCUCAUCGUCGCCCCCAGCAGAGAGUUGCUGCUGCAGAUACACGCAGUGGCGAAGAAGCUUCUGCGGGGAAGCUCGCUGAUCCUCUGCCCGCUCAUUGGGGGCUGUGGAUUCGACAAGCAGUUCGAAGCCCUCGCCAAGAAUCCAGACAUCCUUCUUGGCACGCCAGGCAGGCUGCUGCAGCUGCAACAGGACGGCGUUCUGCAGCUGCAGGCUGUCUCCAUUGCAGUCCUCGACGAAGCGGACAGAAUGCUCGAGCUAGGAUGGGGUCCCCAGCUGGAACUGCUUUGGGCAGCCCUUCCAGGCAACCAACAAGGCGUCUUUGUCUCCGCCACGCUCCCCGAGAACCUCGUCAGCCUCGCGCGCUUUGGCCUCGCAGACCCCGUCUUCGUAAAGCUCAACGAAGAGGGAACACUGAGCGACAAACUGGCGAUGCGAUUCGUCUUCGUGCGGCCUCCCGAGAAGGCAGCAGCGCUGCUCGCCACGCUCCACCGGCUGCAUCAGGCCUCUCAACAGGCCCUCGUCUUUGUCAGCACGCGCCACCAGGCGGAGCUUCUGCAUGCGCUCCUCUUCAGGUGUAUCCGCAUCUCCUCGGCUGUCAUUUACGGGUCUAUGGAUCAGAGAGACCGAUGCUCACAGCUCGCAGCAUUUAAAAAUCGAAAUUUAUUGUUUCUUCUCGUUACGGAUGUCGCCGCGAGGGGGCUUGAUUUGCGCUCCCUGCCAGCCGUCAUCAACUUCGAUUUCCCGGCAUCCCCGCGACUGUUUGUACACCGGGCAGGCCGCACGGCGCGAGCAGGACUGGAGGGCUGUGCGGUAUCGCUCGUGACUCCGGCAGACUUGCCUUUUGCUCUGGACCUCAUGGCCUUUGUUGGAGGCCGCAUCGUCCCCCUUGCGCAGUGGCACGGGUCAGCAGACGCCGCUGCAGCAGCAGGAGGCGCAGUCGCAGAGGCUGGUAAGAGUGAAGAAGCAUUCCCCGACACCAGCAAGUCUGUGGCAUCAGCGGCCGCAGCAGGCUCUAACACGUAUCCUUUAGGGGCUCCGCCGGCUUUGGAUUUUUACAUCGAAGCCGUAGAGCGCUGCUUGCACGAGGACAGCGAGAUGCAGUCUCUGCAGCGGUCCGCCACGGCAGCGGAAAAGCUGUACUUCAAGACAAGACCUUCGGCUAGCCGUCAGGCCAAUGAACGCGCGAAAGAGCUCCUUGAGGGGGCGGGCGGUGCUCAGCUUGUUGCAGCAAGGCGGUUCACAGAGGCCGCGUUGUUGCCGAUCGUCCUGCAGAGCGGCAGCCAGCAGCAGGAACGGCGGCAGGAGCUGUCUCCGCAGCAACAGCAGAAGCUGCAGCAGCUUCUGAGCGUUAAGGAGCAGGAGACGGCGGUUUCACUGGAGCUGCUGGAGGCAAUGCGGCGCUUUAGACCCAAAGUCGGAGUGCAGGGGAGUGUGCUCAGUGCUGCCGCGGUCCGGGGGAUCGGCAGGAAGCAGCAGGAGCGGCUGCUGCUGUCUGCCGCAGCCCAGCGGGAGGCACAGAAUCACCUGAUCGCUGCCAAUUGCAGCAGCGACACGCAUGCCAGCAGCAGCGCGGACUCUUCAGAACUCAAGAAGAGGGAGGAGGAGGAAGACAGCAGCAACGCCACCAGAACAACCUGCAAGCAGCCGGUCGGCUGCAGCGUUCUGCAGGCGCUGGAGGAGGACGCUGCAGCUGCAAGAGCGACUCGAGAAAGGAGACAGCGCGUCAGCAAACGGAGAAUGCAGAAAGUGGCACGAGAAAUGGGCCUAGAGCCUACAGCAGCGGCAGCUGCUGCUGCAGCCGCUGCUGCCGCUGCGGCGAGUACCCACAGCAACAACCCCGAUGCCUCCUUCUUCAUAGAUGUCACCCCAGAAGCCAAGGCAGCGGGGCAGCACGUGUUGCUGCAGCUGCAGCAGCAGCAGAUGGGACUGGUUGGCGAUGAGGAGUCGGAGCUGCGACGCUCUAAGGUUCAAGAAAAGCGCAAAUGGGACCCUAAGAAGCGGAAGUUUGUCGUCAUGCGAGUAGACAGCAGCACUGGGCUGGCGGUUAAGCGGCAGCGAGGCGAUGACAAACGAGAGGCUAAGACGAGCAGCGCCACGCGGUACGCACAGUGGUCAAAAGCCACGAAGAAGAGGAUUCAGAAGAUUGGAGAAGAGGAAGAGACGACCUUGAGACAGAGCAGCACUUCCCAAUCUCGUUUUAACAGAGCCCGCAUAAAAGAAGCCCUCCAAACAGGGACUCCUUUAACUCACAAACAGGCAAGGAUUGCACGAAAGCUUAUUGCGAAGGUGAGCCCUGAUGCAGCGCCGCAACAAAGCAAAGGCAAAAAAGGAAUGCCAUUGGCCAAAGGAGGGCUGAAGACUGUGGAGGAGAUGCCUCGAAUGUCAGCUUCUCUCACCAUUCCUCAACUGCGAGGUCUUGAGACCCUUAUUAUUCUAGUGGCGCGUUGCAUUGCAGAUUGCGAAAAAUCGGAUCCGGAGGGAGCAGCUGCGUCAGAAGAACGCAAAGAAGGGGAAAGGGAAUCCUUAUGGGGGAACCACUUGAGGCCCUCCCCCAGGAUAGCUGUAGAAGCCCCAGGACAAACUCAUAUAUAUGUUCUUUGCGGAGUUAUAUAUUCGCCCAACAUGAUGCGUUCAAAUACACAGGAAGGAGGAAAGCGGUGUGGCACUGGAACUUGGGAAAAAGUGCUGCCCUCCACCCGCUCUUCUCGUAGCGUGCAAAUGUGGAGUCGAUUAUCGGCGAGGCGACGUCUAUGA
Messenger RNA from Cyclospora cayetanensis, 3108 nucleotides. Its product is annotated as ATP-dependent RNA helicase DDX54. Gene Ontology annotation, molecular function: nucleic acid binding; ATP binding. The transcript is spliced from 11 exons. The record is from RefSeq and is a predicted model, not a curated record. Bases 1 to 3108 code for a protein of 1035 amino acids. Lineage: Eukaryota; Apicomplexa; Conoidasida; Eucoccidiorida; Eimeriidae.